AUGGGGCAGUUGCUGAGGCCCAGGCCUCUGACUGAAAUGACCCAGAUGUUCCAGGAUUUUAUGAUGCAGUAUAACAAGUCCUACAAAAGUCCAAAAGAGAUGCAUCAUCGCUUCAAGAUCUUCGAGCAGAAUUUCAAAGCAAGCCGUGAAUUGCAGGCGUUGGAGCUGGGCACAGCACAGUAUGGGAUUACCCAGUUCAGUGACCUGACAGAAAGGGAGUUUGAGAUGAUGUUUGGAAUCCCUCAGCCCAUAGAACUCCCCCUAUGGAAUCGGCUGGCGAAGUCCCCAAAGGCACAAAAACCACCAUCCUGUGAUUGGAGGAAAACUGGGGCCAUCGCAGAAGUGAAAAAUCAGGGGAAGAAAUGCCGAGCAUGCUGGGCUUUUGCUGCUGCAGCCAACAUUGAGGCCUUGUGGAAUAUCCACCAACAUUCACCGCGAAAUGUCUCUGUACAGGAACUGAUAGACUGCACAUAUCCCAUGUACGGCUGCAAGGGAGGCUAUGUGUGGGAUGCCUUCCUGACUGUCGUCAAUCGCAGUGGAUUAUCAAGCAGCAAACUCUACCCGUACGUGAAGAAAGAUCAAAAGUGCCAGCAGCAUCGGAGACGAAAGGUUACUGGGAUUGAAGGCUAUGAAAUACUGCCCAGGGAUGAGAGAGACCUGGCUGAAAUUGUUGCUUCACAAGGUCCCAUAGCUGUUCUUUUCAAUAUGAAAGUCCUUCAGCAUUACAAAAAUGGAGUUAUCUGGAGAACUUCUGAUGACUGCAGCAAGGAAUACCUUGACCAUUUUGCCCUCAUUGUGGGCUACGGGCAAGUUCCAAAACAGCAUGGAUCCUCAGAGGAACGGUAUUGGAUUAUCCAGAACUCAUGGGGAAAGGAAUGGGGAGAGAAGGGAUAUUUCCGGAUGCACCGUGGGGAUAACACCUGUGGCAUCGCCAUGUUUGCGGUGACGGCUUUGGUGAAGAAUUCAGGGGCAAGAUCUGAAGUGGAGGUGGUGUGCCCCAGAUGAGGGCAAAAGUAUAGGUGCACCCUGUGCUUUGGUGGGGGGUGGGGGUGGGGAAGAAGAGCAAUGAGGUGGCAAAAGGGGAGAGGAAAGCUCCCACCUCCAUGGGGAAGAGAUCCACCUGUGUUCUGCUAACUGCAAGCAUGUUUUUCCCCCAUGGUUAUUUUCCUUUCCUGUGUUAUGUGCUGCCACCUACUAGCCAUACAUUUCAGAGCUUCAUAUUACCAAAACAGUGUAUCCCAUCAGGCAACGAACACAUACAGAGUCAACACAUAUAAUAAUCAGAAUUUCUGUUUUCCCUGGCAGUGUGUCUCUAGGCUGAGUAUUGCUAAUUUUAAUCUGCAUGUUUUUUAAAAUACAGUUUUGUGUGACAUUCUCAAAAUUAGGUAUACUUUUAAAAUGUGGUUUUUUAUUUUGCUUAUUUCAGUCUUUAUUUUACUUUUCAGCUGAGUGAAUUUUAACUUUAUGUGAAUUAUUAAGAGAGAGCCAGUUUG
Heteronotia binoei (common prickly gecko) is the source of this 1493-nucleotide messenger RNA. RefSeq names its product cathepsin W-like. Gene Ontology annotation, cellular component: lysosome. The transcript has 11 exons. Gene Ontology annotation, molecular function: cysteine-type endopeptidase activity. The record is from RefSeq and is a predicted model, not a curated record. NCBI's taxonomy places the organism in Eukaryota, Metazoa, Chordata, Lepidosauria, Squamata, Gekkonidae. The coding region runs from base 1 to 1005 and encodes 334 amino acids.